UAGUAACACCGCACUCUUCCCCGUCCCGUCUCCCGUCUCCCGGCCGUUACGUCGCCGUCAUCUUCACUGAUCGAAGCAGUAGACUACAGAGAGAGAGAGAGAGAGAGAGAGAGAGAGAGAGAGAGAGAGAUGACUGUGUGAGCUCUGAGGAGUACUUCUUCUUCUUCGGAACUCUCAUUCGAAAUCCCUAGUUUUUGUUUCAACACUUCAAAAGAGCUGGAGAAUUUAACUUGCAAUGGUCGGCACGUCGGAAUUGCAAGAUCACGUCAAAUUGGCUAGAGACUACGCCCUUGAAGGCCUCUACGAUUCUUCCAUUAUCUUCUUCGACGGUGCCAUUGCUCAGAUCAACAAGCUUUUAAGCACACUUGAUGACCCUUUAGAUCGUGCAAAAUGGAUGAAUGUGAAGAAAGCUCUGACGGAGGAAACAGAGGUUGUCAAGCAAUUGGAUUCAGAGAGAAGGGCUUUCAAGGAUAUUCCUCUGGGUAGACGCCCCCCUUCACCACCAAUUUCUACCAAAUCUUCCUUUGUUUUUCAACCCUUGGACGAGUACCCUGCUUCAUCCGGUGCUCCGAUGGAUGAUCCUGAUGUAUGGAGGCCGCCUACUAGAGACAAUGCAAAUAGAAGAACCGCAAGAGGAGGUCAAGUGGGUAUGAGGAAGUCACCUCAAGAUGGAGCUUGGGCUCGUGGUGCCACAAGAGGUGGAGCAAGCGGUCGUGGAGCAAAGGCUGCUGGUUCUAGUAAGUCGAACACAGGAGUCAGAGCUUCAACUGCUGGGAAGAAGGGCCCUGGCUCGGGCAAAUCUGGCAAGGCAGAUUCAGUGAAUGGUGAUGCCGAAGAUGGGAAAUCUAGACGUGGACAGUAUGAGGGUCCUGAUUCUGACUUGGCUGCAAUGCUUGAAAGGGAUGUCUUGGAUUCCACCCCUGGAGUGACCUGGGAUGAUGUAGCAGGGUUAACUGAAGCAAAAAGACUCCUAGAGGAAGCUGUUGUUCUUCCUUUAUGGAUGCCUGAAUAUUUCCAGGGAAUUAGGAGACCAUGGAAGGGUAUUCUCAUGUUUGGCCCUCCUGGUACCGGAAAGACACUUCUAGCUAAAGCUGUUGCUACUGAAUGUGGUACGACAUUCUUCAAUGUUUCCUCUGCAACUUUGGCUUCAAAAUGGCGUGGAGAGAGUGAGCGUAUGGUGCGGUGCUUGUUUGAUCUUGCAAGAGCUUAUGCUCCAAGUACAAUAUUCAUUGAUGAGAUUGAUUCCCUCUGCAAUGCCCGUGGGGCUUCAGGAGAGCAUGAAUCAUCUAGAAGGGUGAAAUCUGAACUUCUAGUUCAAGUAGACGGUGUAAGCAAUACUUCCACCAAUGAAGAUGGCAGUCGCAAAAUCGUGAUGGUUUUGGCUGCUACUAAUUUUCCAUGGGAUAUAGAUGAGGCACUGAGGAGGCGACUGGAAAAGCGAAUAUACAUACCGCUCCCAAAUUCUGAGAGUCGCAAGGAACUCAUACGGAUCAAUUUGAGAACUGUUGAGGUGUCUUCCGACGUAGAUAUGGACGAAAUAGCUCGUCGAACAGAGGGAUACAGUGGAGAUGAUCUCACGAAUGUCUGCCGGGAUGCCUCGUUAAAUGGCAUGAGGCGUAAAAUAGCAGGGAAGACUCGCGAUGAAAUUAAGAGCAUGUCUAAGGAUGACAUAUCCAAGGACCCUGUUGCCAUGUGCGACUUUGAAGAGGCCAUAAGCAAGGUUCAACCUAGUGUUUCGGCAGCAGAUAUUGAACGACAUGAGAAGUGGUUUUCAGAGUUUGGUUCCGCGUAAUAGCAUUCUCAAUUGACGCCGGAACUCAUCAAUCUUUUGUUUCUCAUAAACUUCCCAUUUGGCUCUGUGAUUAUUUGUCUCGGUCAAUUCCCUGUUGCAGUUCUUUUUUCUGUUUCAGUGUGUCGAUUGCUGUCGGAACUGAUCUAAGGUCUCAUAUGAUUGGUGUAUUCUUUUGUAUGUCUAACCACUAAUGUAUCACGUUUGUCAGAACUCUCUUUUUACUGAGUCUAAUAGUCGGUUCAAAAUUCCCGUAAGAAA
Molecule: messenger RNA, 2050 nt
Organism: Rhododendron vialii
Lineage: Eukaryota; Viridiplantae; Streptophyta; Magnoliopsida; Ericales; Ericaceae
Product: katanin p60 ATPase-containing subunit A1-like
Exons: 7
Coding region: 236-1792 (518 amino acids)
Biological process (GO): microtubule severing
Cellular component (GO): microtubule cytoskeleton
Molecular function (GO): ATP hydrolysis activity; microtubule binding; microtubule severing ATPase activity
Source: RefSeq, a predicted model, not a curated record